AUGAAUUCAAACGCAAUAUGCGGCGUGCGCGUCGCAGCUUCAUCUUCGUCUCAGGCAACUUUACUCCGCAGGUUACACCAAAAUCACAGCACAACGCCUGUCUCUUUUUUUGACAUAUACCUCCAAAGCUCGAGAUUAGGAAGAUGCAGUCAAUUAUAUCAGCCCAGAAGAUAUAAUAGCUCGGCAAUUGCUGGGGGCAAGCGCUCUAGUGGCGUUGCUGUUAGCACGCUGGUCAGCAGCACCCGCAGCAGCAGGAGAAACGGCGUCAUUACGACUGCAUUCAAGACGAAUGCUGCUCCAUACGCUACUUCUACAACUCUCUCACGAGCCGACAAAGUUAACCCACCAGCCAGUACACGUGCGCCAGAACUGGUGCUCAACGAGCGGCAGCCUGAUCAGAGCCAAUUCUCGUUUCUCUUCCAGCGUGGAAGAACUUAUCUUAAUUUCUACAAAGACGGUCUGAAAGCUAUCUGGACAAAUUGGAAUCUCACCCGUCCGAUAAAUGCCUCUAUAGCGGAGUCUGGAUAUAAGACUCCCGCUGACGCCGCGCGCGCCGGUGUUCUCACACGUAGUCAAUACCAGCUUCUCCACCGCACAAGCUACGACUUGAAACGUCUCUUUGCGUUCGGAGGCAUCUUACUUGUCUUUGGGGAAUUCACGCCGUUCAUUGUACCCUUUGUCCCGGCUCUUGUACCAGGCACAUGCAAAUUCGACAGUCUUGUACAAGGAGAGCGAGCAAAACUGGAAUUACGCCGCAGAGAAAGUUUCCGACACAUAGUCGCGCCGCUCCCUAAGCUGGAGUCCGAAUCUGACUCAAAAUCCGAAGUCGACCGUGAUGCGGUAGUGCAACAAGACGCCAAGACUAAUAAAACGAACAAUGACCGUCUCCUCAGCGCCGUCGACCGCCUCAGUUCCGCCCAGCUUCUCCACAUUUCAAACUCCCUCAACCUCCACUCCCGCCUGUACCCGGUCUCGCCUCCGACCGCCCUGCUGCGGUACCGCGUCAGAAAGUAUCUCGCGGAUUACCUUGCCGUGGAUGAUCUCCUGAUUCGCAAGUGCGGCGGGGUGUCACCCAUGAACAUCGACGAGGUCAAGCGUUCCCUAGCAGAGCGUGGCGUGGACGUACUCGGCCGUAAGGAGAGCGACUUGCGCGAAACCCUGCGCAGAUGGUUGAGUUUGACCGCGAGUAAAGAGGAUGUUGUGCUGGAGUUGUUGCUCGCUAGGCCUUCUGUCUGGCCGUCUUCAUCACAUUCUUCAUCAUCGUCUACCCCAAGUACCACCGCCCAGAAUUCUACUGCUCGACAAUGA
Xylona heveae TC161 is the source of this 1308-nucleotide messenger RNA. RefSeq lists its product as hypothetical. The coding region runs from base 1 to 1308 and encodes 435 amino acids. The record is from RefSeq and is a predicted model, not a curated record. Gene Ontology annotation, molecular function: ribosome binding. Gene Ontology annotation, biological process: intracellular monoatomic cation homeostasis. Gene Ontology annotation, cellular component: mitochondrial inner membrane. NCBI's taxonomy places the organism in Eukaryota, Fungi, Ascomycota, Xylonomycetes, Xylonales, Xylonaceae. The transcript is spliced from 2 exons.